AUGAGUACAAUGCAAUCAUUUAUGGCUCCAUUUCGAACACCAUUUUGGCUUGAAAAUAAACAUUGUAUUGUUAAAUAUGAUUACGAAUACGAUCAAAAUGCUUCGAAACAUCGUCGUGAUAUGAGAUCAACUCCUGGAGAUAUAACUGAUUACUCUUAUCGAAUUCAUCUCUAUUCGAUACCAAUCUUUCAUGAUAGUUCUGAUUAUUCUAAGCGAAAAAUUCAAAUCUUAAAUUCUAUGCUGAAUAUUACUAAUAACAAUCAACCAAUCAUCGUUCAUUCGUCUGAAGUAACCUUAGAUGGAAAAACAAGGACUCAAAGCAUCCAGAACAAAGUAGAUAUUAUUUAA
Molecule: messenger RNA, 348 nt
Organism: Rotaria sp. Silwood2
Lineage: Eukaryota; Metazoa; Rotifera; Eurotatoria; Philodinida; Philodinidae
Source: the annotation of a GenBank genome assembly